Molecule: messenger RNA, 930 nt
Organism: Cynara cardunculus var. scolymus (artichoke)
Lineage: Eukaryota; Viridiplantae; Streptophyta; Magnoliopsida; Asterales; Asteraceae
Product: basic leucine zipper 4-like
Exons: 1
Coding region: 24-599 (191 amino acids)
Biological process (GO): positive regulation of DNA-templated transcription
Cellular component (GO): nucleus
Molecular function (GO): transcription cis-regulatory region binding; DNA-binding transcription factor activity
Source: RefSeq, a predicted model, not a curated record
CUAUAUUAAAAAUUUUUCCGGCCAUGUUGUCUGAAGUUUUCCCCACCGCCGGAGACCAUCUGUCCUCCGAUGGGGCCGGGUUCUUUGAAACCGGUGGUUUUACUCCUUGGGAUACCCAAGAAAACCCUUUUCUUUUUACCCCACAAGAACCGGUAUUUUCCUUCUCCGGCUCUGGUUCCGACAACUCCACCCCAAAAACAAACAGCUCCGACGACGGAGAGAUGAACCCACCGGAAGAAGACGUGGUGGUGGACGAACGUAAGCGGAGAAGGAUGAUAUCAAACCGUGAGUCUGCCCGGAGAUCCCGGAUGAGAAAACAAAAGCACUUGGAGAACCUGAGGAACCAGUUGAACCGGCUUAAGACCGGUAACAAGGAACUUACGAACCGGUUAAGGGUUGUGAACCUCCAUGGACAACUCCUCCGGGAAGAAAACCAGAGUCUCCGAUCGGAAUCGGUGAUGCUACAACAAAAACUAGGGGACAUACGUCAAGUACUACUCGUCCAACAGCUCCACCACCAGUUAAUCCCAUCUGCAUGGCCGUGCAAUAAUAACGUUACCACCAUCUAUGAACAAAACCCACCAUCAUUAAUCACGUAAAAACCUUAAAUUUAUUAAAGAUCAAUCCAAAACCCACUAAAUAAAAACCUAAUAUUAUGUGCAUGAAAGCAUCGAUCACAACUCACUCGUUGCCAGUCUUUUAAUACACAUAUAUAUACAUAUAUUAUAUAUGUUUUUGUAAAUUGGAAUCACGUAGGUCGAGGAAGGAAAUUUGGGUUUUUUUAAUUUGCUUUUUAUCUUUUUUAUUUUGGUGAUUUCUUGAAAAUGGUAGCUUUGGGAGAACGAUGGGUGCGUUUAUGUCAAAACCAGAGUAAUCAUUUUGUUAAGAUUCACUCUCAAGUGUUUUGCUCAUCAGAUAUAAUUAUUAAUG